Messenger RNA from Saxophila tyrrhenica, 1689 nucleotides. RefSeq lists its product as uncharacterized. Gene Ontology annotation, biological process: regulation of gene expression. The record is from RefSeq and is a predicted model, not a curated record. Gene Ontology annotation, cellular component: nucleus; cytoplasm. Lineage: Eukaryota; Fungi; Ascomycota; Dothideomycetes; Mycosphaerellales; Extremaceae. The coding region runs from base 1 to 1689 and encodes 562 amino acids. Gene Ontology annotation, molecular function: mRNA binding. The transcript has 2 exons.
AUGGCGCAACCGGAUAUCUCCUCGAUCCUUGCCGCAUUAGCGCAAGGCGGCACACCUCAAGCACCUACACCUACACAGCAGGGCCCUCCGGGUCACGCGCCUCCUCCGGGCUAUCCGCCAGGCCUCCCGCAACAACCACCUAGCGCGCCUCCGCAAUCCAGCUACCUCCCACAACCCUCCAACACCGGCAGCGUCGACCUCAGUUCCAUCAAGCCUGUCAACAGCGGCUCUGUCAGUAUUGCAGACGCUAUCGCCAAGGCCAAAAGCAUCGCGGCCAACCGCGGCGUGCAGUCAUACGAUCCUCGGCAAUCGUCUUCGACUCCACGUGAAGAUCCUCGACUCGCCGCUCGCGAUUUCGGACGCUCGCGAUCGCGCUCUCCAGCUCGACAUGACUCUUACGGUGGCAACCCGUACCGCGACGAACGCCGCGAAGACCCUAGACGCGGAAGCUAUCGCAGGUCCCCAUCACAAGAUCGCAACUUCCGCGGCUCUCGAGACCCACCUCCCGGCUAUCGCUCUGAUGAUGGCCAGACGGAGACGAUUCGAGUGAAGUCAUCACUCGUCGGCCUUAUCAUCGGUCGCGGCGGCGAGAACUUGAAGAGAAUCGAGACUGAUUCUGGGGCGAAAGUGCAAUUCGUCCAAGCAAAAGAGCCUCACGCAACCGAACGUCAGUGUACCAUCUCCGGUAGCCUGCGCGCGCGCGAAGCUGCCAAAGCCGCUAUCUUCGGUAUUAUCGACGAGAACGGUGGGCAGAACGUCAUGCAAGAGAAGGGCGCGUACACCCCGGGCAUGCCCGGACGAGCCAAGGUCAACCUGCCUGCUCACAGGGAGGACGACAACCAGACACAAAUCAUGGUACCGGACAAGACCGUGGGUCUCAUUAUCGGCCGCGGUGGUGAGACUAUCAAGGACCUGCAGGAGCGCAGUGGAUGUCACGUCAACAUCGUCGGCGAGAAUAAGAGUGUCAACGGCCUGCGUCCGGUCAACCUUAUUGGCGAUGACAGGCAGACGCAGGUCGCGAAGGCGCUCAUCAUGGAAAUCGUCGAAAGCGACCUCAAGUCAAGUGGAGCCAAUCAGGCCGCUCCACAGCGAGAUCGUGGCUACGACAAUUACAACCAGCGUGGAGGCGGUGGUGGUGGCGGCGUUGGCGGUCGCGACUGGAUCGAGAAGACGAUCAAAGUGCCGUCUGAAGCCGUCGGUAUGAUAAUCGGCAAAGGCGGUGAGACGAUCAAGGACCUACAGAAGACCACUGGAUGCAAGAUCAACGUCAACCAGCCCAAGCCACCGGAUGUCACGAGAGAUAUCGAUCUCGCUGGCAACUCGAGGGCAAUGGCGGAAGCAGAGUCGACAAUCUGGGAGAAGGUUGAUGUCGUGCGUCAGCGUGACGAAGCUGCCGGCCGUGGUGGACGUGGAGGCGGCGGUGGUGGUGGCGGGUCGUACGAUCGUUACUCACAACAGCAACAGCAGCCCCAGGUGCCGGCCUAUGGGCAGUACAUGCCUCCCCAGCAGACGCAAGCACCACCGCAGAUGCCUCCGUUCCAAAUGCCAGGACAGCAGUCGACGCCCCAACCUGGUGACCCGCACGCAAGUGAUCCGUAUGCUGCCUGGGGUGGCCAGCAAGCUGUGUACCAAUGGUAUGCCCAGCAGAUGGCCAACCUCGGACAGCAGCCACCGCCUGGCACCCAGUGA